Molecule: messenger RNA, 1227 nt
Organism: Bipolaris zeicola 26-R-13
Lineage: Eukaryota; Fungi; Ascomycota; Dothideomycetes; Pleosporales; Pleosporaceae
Exons: 1
Coding region: 1-1227 (408 amino acids)
Source: RefSeq, a predicted model, not a curated record
AUGGGUUCCAAGUCCGCAUCACCAGGGCCAAGUGCAAAGCCAGCAACACCCGCAAAGCAGACGAGGUCCCGGAAAGGCACUCCGCCCAGUCAGGCUGAGCAAGGAAGGGCUGGCUCCGCGGGAGGUGUCGUUUUGCCAAAAGGGAAAGUAGCGAGAGCAUCGACUUCACCAGCAAAGAAAACUGCACCAGCAGCAGUUCGACCCUCAGUUGAUACAGCUGUAGCCGAAGCAAAGACCCCGAGAAGAAAGCCCAGGAAACUCAACAAAAGUCCCACCUCAACCCCUAUUAGCACCCCACCGUCCCCGACUCGCACCAACAUAUCGAAAGGGAGCCCUUCUUCCUCCGAGCUUGAAGCCCUGAAGGCACGAGUCAGGGAGCUAGAAGCAAAGGUCGAGAAGUUGUACAAGACAGGCGCGAUUUCAGACGCCCGCUCAGGCCGCUCACCCCGGCGAAGAGGCAAAGGACGAAAGGCUUCAACUACUACUGUUCAACUCACUCGCACCAACACGAACACAAGUGACGCAAGCAUUAACAAUGCAAGAGUCCAAGAAGUCGUCGACGACGAAGAAGACGCAGACGAAGAACUCGUCCGUCUAGAAGGCGAACUCGAAGUCGCCCGUCAAGACCUCGAGCACUACCGCCCCAGAACCCGGCGUGCCAAAUCCGACGAGACCGAGUACGUCGAGGAAAUCCCCCGACGCGCCAGCAACGGAGGCACAGAGCGACAAGUCACUCUCAGCGGCAGCUACCGCAUCCCGAUCCCCGCCUCAGUCAACCUCGAAGACGUCCAAACAAUCAAAUCCGGCGUCUCAGCCGCCCAAAACGUCGCUCGUUCAUUCCUCGAACAACGUCGUGCUGCCGCCGCUGCCGCUCGCGCAACGCAAGAAGCCCCAUCUCCAUCUUCAGCAUCAACAACGACAAGAGUGCCAGCGUCCAAGACGCGGCCCCAGCGCAGCAUGAGUUCGAAUCUCGAAGUUGCGGUGGAUAAUCGUGGGGGGAAGCAGAGCUGGAGCGAUUGGAUUGGCGGGUAUAGCAUGGCUAUUACGAGGGCGGUGAGUAAGAUUGAGCAUGAGGCUGCGGUUGAGGCGCAGAUGGCGCGGGGGAAUGGUGGUGGUGGUGGUGGUGCGAGGAGGACGAGUGUGCCGACGUCGAAGAAGAUGGCGGGGAAGAGGCCUGCUGCGAGGGCUACGUUGAGUGGGGAGCAGGUCCAUGGGCUUAUGAGUUGA